UCGCCAGAGUUUUCGUUAUCUGAAUACUGAUCGAAAAAGUCGCGAUUCGAAUGGUUCAGGUGAAUGAGUUUCGUCAAUUUACUCUUACAGAACAUGUUAGAUUGUGAACUGGAAGACUUUAAAACUGAAGCUGCAAAUCAUGUACGGCCAAGAACGUGUUCCAUGCGCACAUUGUAACUACUUUGCAAGAAACGACUCCUCUGAUCGAGAGUAGAGAACAGCCAGCAGAAGUAUGCUACUCAGUAUUGAGGCAGGCGCCCGCGGCAGUGGAGUUCCGUCGCUGCAGAGCGUGGUGGGCGACAAGGCGAACACGCCGGCUGCUCCACCUGGGCACGUCGCUCGCCCACACCUGUUGCAACUAUCGAUGGAUCGCAACAACAACCAUUCAUCAUCUACCAGAAGUCUUGAUGGUGAAUCUAUUGCCGAUAGUGAAUCCAUCCCGCCACUGGAGACACGGGAUUCAGAAAGCGUCUCUACAACACGGACAGAAUCGUGCGAAGCGGAAGAACGGAGGUACGGACUGAGGCCCCGGAAGCCGCAGCGAUCCUCCGCGUCUUGCGGGGACUCCGGGCCUGCGGGCGAGAAGCCCCGGCGCCGCCCCGCGCCGCCCAGCCGGUACCGGCGGCGGGCGGCGAACGCGAGGGAGCGGUCGCGCACCCGCGGCCUGGGGGCGGCGUUCGAGGCGCUGCGGCGCGCGCUGCCGCCCCCCGCGCCGCCCUCGGCGGCACCGCCCACCAAGGUGGCCGUGCUGCGGCGCGCCCUCCGCUACAUCGCCGCCCUCUCCGCCGCGCUGCACGCCGCCCCCGGCCCGCCUCCACCGCCGCCGCCGCCGCCGCCGCCGCCCACGCCGCUGCAGGCGUCGGGCUGUCAGCAAGGCGCGUCACCUCCCACGUGUCUGCGGCCGACGGCGCACGCGUCGGACUGCAACCAGCCGCCUUUGUCACUGCCGUCGUUCCUGCACGGAUUCUGA
Molecule: messenger RNA, 970 nt
Organism: Schistocerca gregaria
Lineage: Eukaryota; Metazoa; Arthropoda; Insecta; Orthoptera; Acrididae
Product: basic helix-loop-helix transcription factor scleraxis-like
Exons: 3
Coding region: 233-970 (245 amino acids)
Molecular function (GO): protein dimerization activity
Source: RefSeq, a predicted model, not a curated record